CACGAUGGAUGAUAUCACUACUAUUUCUCUUGUGCACUUUCCUUUACGCUCUGAGCAACGUACGUUACUUCUUGCUGUACACAGAAGCUGCACGAUCCGAUGACUAGGAACUAAUAAUAGGCCGACGCAGCCGUGAAUUUGGGGUUUUUCUUAGAGUAUACGUUCAACCAAUCAUAAAUGUGACUGGUUCGAAGCUCCGUCCAGGUGGCGCGUCGUCAUCAGAUGUUUUAGAGCACCACUCGGUAUAUGGACCUCAGGAAUAUCACGCGUAAUAUUACUAUAUAUACUCGACCAAUAAAAGUUGGACCCUGAAAAUCGGCUCAUUGGACAUCUCCCUACUCUUCUGUGUAACACGGGUAUACUUCACUGAAUUUAUUCCAACACUAUCAGAUUCGGUGUAUAAACUCUGUAAGUUCCUCAUACUCAAUUACAUGUAAGUUCUGUAUCGGUACAUCGCCAUCUAGUGUUGAACUCUCAAUCUUGAUUAUACGAGACUAGUGGCUAGCACAUCCUCCAUUGGGGUUACAGCCAUAAAGUGAAAUGGACGAGGAUAAUGAGACGGAAAUUGUGAAGGAGAAGGACGACGAAGAAGUGUCAUGGAAAGAUUUGGGUAUAGUGGAUUCUCUUUGCCAAGCAUGUGAAGAGCUUAAGUGGAAGACACCCUCCAAGAUUCAGAAAGAAGCAAUUCCCUUAACUCUGCAAGGGAAGGACGUGAUAGGAUUGGCUGAAACUGGAUCUGGUAAAACUGCAGCGUUUGCUCUUCCAAUAUUGCAGUCGCUAUUAGAAAAUCCGCAGAGAUACUUUGCACUGAUAUUGACACCUACCCGUGAAUUAGCCUUUCAAAUUUCUGAACAGUUUGAAGCACUGGGUGCAACUAUAGGUGUAAAAUGUGCUGUAAUUGUCGGAGGAAUGGAUAUGAUGUCCCAGGCCCUUUUACUGGCCAAGAAACCUCACAUUUUAAUAGCAACACCUGGAAGACUUGUAGAUCAUCUAGAAAAUACAAAGGGAUUCAAUCUACGCUCCCUUAAAUAUUUGGUAAUGGACGAAGCUGAUAGAAUAUUGAACAUGGAUUUUGAAGUAGAAGUAGAUAAAAUAUUACGCGUAAUUCCACGCGAGAGAAGGACUUUAUUAUUUUCGGCAACGAUGACAAAAAAGGUACAAAAACUUCAAAGGGCUUCGUUACAAAAUCCAGUGAAAGUGGAGGUAUCCACGAAAUAUCAAACCGUAGAAAAAUUGCAACAAUACUACAUCUUCAUUCCCGUAAAAUUCAAGGACGUUUAUCUAGUACAUAUAUUGAAUGAAUUAGCCGGAAACAGCUUUAUGAUUUUUUGCGGCACUUGCAACAAUACAAUGCGAACAGCAUUACUUUUGCGAAAUUUGGGAUUCAUGGCGGUACCAUUGCAUGGGCAAAUGUCGCAGAAUAAACGAAUAGCUGCCUUGACAAAAUUCAAAGCAAAAAAUCGUUCCAUAUUAAUUUCCACAGAUGUAGCAAGCAGAGGUCUGGAUAUUCCGCAUGUGGACGUCGUUAUAAAUUUCGACAUCCCGACUCAUAGUAAAGACUACAUUCAUCGCGUUGGCAGAACAGCGCGGGCUGGUCGCUCAGGACGUUCCAUUACAUUCGUAACGCAGUACGACGUUGAGCUGUACCAGCGAAUUGAGCAACUGAUUUCAAAGCAGCUUCCGAUUUAUCCUACCGAAGAAGAGGAAGUAAUGUUACUGCAGGAGCGUGUGGCUGAAGCACAACGUAUGGUUAAGAUGGAAAUGAAGGACAUCGAGGAGAGUAAGAAAUCGGGAAAAGGCAAGAAGAGGAAAGGUGGGACUGGUGAUAAUGACGACGACACCGAGCAGUCUUUCGGCGUCAGGAAGAGAAUAAAGGGUAAAGGGAAGGGGAACAAGGGCUGA
This is a messenger RNA of Cephus cinctus (wheat stem sawfly), 1902 nucleotides long. RefSeq names its product probable ATP-dependent RNA helicase DDX47 (gene pths). NCBI's taxonomy places the organism in Eukaryota, Metazoa, Arthropoda, Insecta, Hymenoptera, Cephidae. The coding region runs from base 541 to 1902 and encodes 453 amino acids. The record is from RefSeq and is a predicted model, not a curated record. Gene Ontology annotation, molecular function: nucleic acid binding; RNA helicase activity; ATP binding. The transcript is spliced from 10 exons.